AUGAGAGAUAACAAGGAGCUGGAGUCAGAGCGAGUAAAGCUUCUGGAGGAGGUGACCUCCAACAAGAGGAAGAUGCAGGAGCUGGAGGACAACCUGCUGUACCGUCUGACCAGCACCCAGGGCUCUCUGGUGGAGGACCAGAGCCUCAUAGACGUGCUGCGGGUCACCAAGACGACCGCCGAGGAGGUGAGUGAGAAGCUGACGGUUGCCGCGGAGACGGAGGUGAAGAUCAACCAGGCCAGGGAGGAGUACCGCCCCGUGGCCACUCGGGGCAGCAUCCUCUACUUCCUGAUCGUGGAGAUGUCCCUGGUCAACCUCAUGUACCAGACGUCGCUGCGGCAGUUCCUGGGGAUUUUCGACACAUCCAUGGAACGUUCCGUCACGUCUCAGAUCACCUCCAAGCGCAUCGGCAACAUCAUCGAGUUCCUGACCUAUCAGGCGUUCCGCUACACUGCGAGGGGGCUGUAUGAGGACCACAAGUUCCUGUUCACGCUGCUGCUGGCGCUCAAGAUCAACCUGCAUGAUAGUAACAUCUCCCACGCUGAGUUCCAGACCUUCAUCAAAGGUGGAGCUGCUCUGGACCUGAACUCAGUGGAGCCCAAGCCCAGACGAUGGAUCCUGGAUCUGACCUGGCUCAACCUGGUCCAGCUCUCCAGCCUGGCUCCCUUCAGCCAGCUACUAGCCCAGGUGAGCCACAACGACCGUCCCUGGAGGGCUUGGUUUGACCAGCCUGCGCCCGAGGAUGCCCCCCUGCCAGAGGACUAUGACACCAACCUGGACACCUUCCGCAAGCUGCUGCUGAUCCGGAGCUGGUGCCCUGACCGGACCAUCGCCCAGGCGCGUCGCUACAUCGCUGAGUCCCUGGGGAGUAAGUAUGCUGAGGGGGUGGUCCUGGACAUGGAGGGCAUGUGGGCAGAGAGUGAACCCAGGACGCCCCUGGUCUGCCUGCUCUCCAUGGGCUCCGACCCCACUGAGAACAUCGAGAGGCUGGCCAAGUCCAAGGGGGCGCAGUGCAGACCCAUAUCCAUGGGCCAAGGACAGGAAGUGCAUGCUCGCAGGCUAUUGGCCCACAGCAUGACAGACGGGGGCUGGCUCCUCCUGCAAAACUGCCAUCUGGGACUAGACUUUCUGGAUGAGCUGCUUGAGACGGUUACCGCGGCGACGGAGGGAGUUCAUGAGGGCUUCAGGGUGUGGCUGACCACGGAGCUGCACCCUGGCUUCCCCAUCAACCUGCUGCAGUCUGCCAUCAAGUUCACCAACGAGCCGCCGCAAGGUAUGAAAGCGGGUCUGAAGAGGACCUAUAGCAGUGUGACCCAGGAGCAGCUGGAGAUCACCAACCUGCCUCAGUGGAAACCUCUGCUCUACGCUGUGGCCUUCCUGCACACCACCGUCCAGGAGCGUCGUAAGUUUGGCCCGCUGGGCUGGAACAUCCCAUAUGAGUUUAACCAAGCAGACUUCACCUCCAGCAUGCAGUUCAUCCAGAACCACCUGGACGAACUGGACCCUCGACGUGGCGUCAACUGGACCUGUCUUAGAUACAUGCUGGGAGAGGUCCAGUACGGAGGCCGUGUGACGGAUGACCUGGACAAAUGUCUCCUGAACACGUUCACACGCGUGUGGUUCAGUGAGAACACGUGUGGGGACAAGUUCUGCUUCUACAAGGGCUACACCAUCCCCCGGGCCAAGAGCGUCUCAGAGUACCUGCAGCACAUCGAGACCCUGCCUCUGGUCGACUCCCCUGAGGUGUUCGGCCUCCACCCCAAUGCUGACAUCACCUACCAGACCAACCUGGCCAAUGAGACCCUGAGCACCAUCAUCAACAUCCAACCAAAAGACAGCGGGGGCGGGGGCGGGGAGACAAGAGAGGCAACCGUUCAGAGGCUGGCCAAUGAGAUGCUGGAGAAACUACCACCUGACUAUGUACCACAUGAGGUCAAAGGUCAGCUCCACAAGAUGGGUCAUCUCCAGCCAAUGAACAUCUUCCUCAGGCAGGAGCUGGACCGCAUGCAGCGAAUUAUCAGCUCUGUGCGGAGCACGCUCACUGACCUCAAACUGGCCAUUGACGGAACCAUCAUCAUGUCGGAGGACCUGCGCGACGCCCUGGACAGCAUGUACGACGCCCGGGUCCCACGCCUGUGGCUGAGGCUGAGCUGGCAGUCUGCUACCCUGGGCUUCUGGUUCACUGAGCUGCUGGAGAGGAACCAGCAGUUCCAGCCCUGGAUCUCUCAGGGGCGGCCGCACCAGUUCUGGCUCACCGGCUUCUUCAACCCUCAGGGCUUCCUGACCGCCAUGCGCCAGGAGACCACUCGUAGCAACCUGUCCAAGGGCUGGGCCUUGGACACGGUCGUCCUGAACAACGACGUCACCAGGAUGAUGAGAGAGGAUGUCUCCGCCCCUCCGCCAGAAGAUGUGGGCGGAGUCUACGUGUACGGCCUCUUCCUGGAUGGGGCGGGGUGGGACAAACGCAACGCCAAGCUCACAGAGGCUCCGCCCAAGGUCCUGUUCACGGCCCUGCCCGUGGUUCAUGUGUACGCCGUCAGCACGGUGGCUGCGGACGGGAGAAGGCCGCAAAGCCUGAACCUCUACCCCUGCCCUGUGUACAAGAAGCCCCGCCGCACUGACCUCACCUUCAUCUUCACCCUGCAGCUGCGCACCCAGCCCAGCCCAGACCACUGGACACUCAGGGGAGUGGCCCUGCUCUGUGACUGCAAAUGAG
Molecule: messenger RNA, 2716 nt
Organism: Hypomesus transpacificus
Lineage: Eukaryota; Metazoa; Chordata; Actinopteri; Osmeriformes; Osmeridae
Product: dynein axonemal heavy chain 5-like
Exons: 15
Coding region: 1-2715 (904 amino acids)
Biological process (GO): microtubule-based movement
Cellular component (GO): dynein complex
Molecular function (GO): minus-end-directed microtubule motor activity; dynein light intermediate chain binding; dynein intermediate chain binding
Source: RefSeq, a predicted model, not a curated record